This is a messenger RNA of Trichomycterus rosablanca, 1422 nucleotides long. Its product is annotated as shaker-related potassium channel tsha2-like. The record is from RefSeq and is a predicted model, not a curated record. Gene Ontology annotation, cellular component: membrane; voltage-gated potassium channel complex. NCBI's taxonomy places the organism in Eukaryota, Metazoa, Chordata, Actinopteri, Siluriformes, Trichomycteridae. Gene Ontology annotation, biological process: protein homooligomerization; potassium ion transmembrane transport. The transcript has a single exon. Gene Ontology annotation, molecular function: delayed rectifier potassium channel activity; protein binding. The coding region runs from base 1 to 1422 and encodes 473 amino acids.
AUGGUUGAGGACGCGGUUGAACCGGUUCAGACGGCUCACACUGUACAGCUGCCCCGGGACGCGGAUCUUCUGAGAGAGAAAGACGUGAGUGAACGGGUGGUUAUUAAUGUCUCCGGUCUGCGGUUCGAGACGCAACUAAAGACUCUUGCGCGCUUUCCAAAUACUUUGCUUGGCGACCCGUACAAGCGCAAGCGCUUCCUCGACCCUGUGCGUAACGAGUACUUUUUCGAUCGAAACCGACUAAGCUUCGAUGCCAUCCUGCACUAUUACCAGUCCGGUGGGAGGCUCCGAAGACCUGCCAAUGUACCUGUAGAGGUUUUCGCUGAGGAAAUAAAAUUUUAUGAGUUUGGCGAAAAUGUCAUCGAGACUUUCAUGCAGGAUGAAGGACUGGGCAAGGAGGAGGAGCGCCCGAUGCCCGUCAACGAGUUUCAGAGGCAAGUCUGGCUUCUGUUUGAGUAUCCAGACAGCUCUGGACCUGCCAGAUGCAUCGCCGUAGUUUCCGUGAUGGUCAUCCUGAUCUCCAUAAUCAUCUUCUGUUUGGAGACGUUACCAGAAUUCAGAGAUGGAGAUGAUUUCGGGGGUCAAGCACCAGCAAACGAAACGAGCCAGGAAGGUGAGAAAGUUAAUCCAUUCAUGGAUCCGUUCUUCUUUCUGGAGUCUGUGUGCAUUACGUGGUUUAGCUUCGAACUGCUCGUGAGGUUCGCGGCGUGUCCGAACAAGUCUGCUUUUUGCAAGGACAUGAUGAACACCAUUGAUAUAAUCGCAAUCUUGCCGUACUUUAUAACCCUAGGACUGGAUCUGGCAGAGUACGAGGGGAACGCGUCUCUAGCAGUGCUCCGAGUGGUGCGUCUGGUGCGAGUGUUCCGUAUCUUCAAACUCUCAAGGCACUCAAAAGGUCUACAGAUUUUGGGACGGACCCUGCAUGCAAGCAUGCGCGAACUGGGGCUGCUUAUCUUUUUCCUCUUAAUUGGCAUUAUCCUGUUCUCUAGUGCAGUUUUCUUCGCAGAGGUGGAUGCUCCUGAAACUGGGUUCACCAGCAUCCCAGAGUCUUUUUGGUGGGCAGUGGUUACCAUGACUACAGUAGGAUAUGGGGACAUGAGUCCAGUCACGCUGGGUGGCAAAAUAGUAGGGUCGAUGUGCGCAGUGGCAGGAGUGCUGACUAUCGCCUUACCUGUACCAGUCAUUGUGUCAAACUUUAGCUACUUUUACCACAGAGCGCACAACAAUCAGGACAACAAUAAGUACACGCAUGUCACCUGUGGUCGACCAGAGCCCACCUUUGAGGAAAACAAUAAAGAUGAAUGUAAAAUCUUUUUUCUUACAUCAGAAUACUUAGAGAAUAAUGAUAAUGAUGAGUUUCAUUUGUCCACAUACUGCAAUUUUAAUCCAGGGGAAUACACAGGUAAGCUGACAGACUUGUAA